Messenger RNA from Myodes glareolus (Bank vole), 746 nucleotides. RefSeq names its product transmembrane protein 205 (gene Tmem205). NCBI's taxonomy places the organism in Eukaryota, Metazoa, Chordata, Mammalia, Rodentia, Cricetidae. The record is from RefSeq and is a predicted model, not a curated record.
GCUUCUGCCUGACCGGGAGGUGGGACGAGGCCUAUGGUGUGGAAGAAACCCCGGGAGGUCUCAGGCGAGCCAAAGCUGCACAGGCGCUGCCCGGGUUCGCGGUUCCCACGCCUGAUCUCGGGUGCUCCAACGGGCUACAGGAUGGAGGAAGGUGAGGAUCCAGGAAGCCUGAUGAAAGUGGUCCACUUGCUGGUCUUGUCUGGUGCCUGGGGCAUGCAGAUGUGGGUGACCUUUGCCUCAGGCUUCCUACUUUUCCGGAGUCUUCCUCGGCAUACCUUCGGGUUAGUGCAGAGUAAGCUCUUCCCGGUCUACUUUCACAUCUCCUUGGGCUGUGCCUUCAUCAACCUCUGCAUCUUGGCUCCACAGCGAGCCUGGAUCCACCUCUCACUCUGGGAAGCCAGUCAGCUCGCUCUACUGCUCCUGAGCCUCACACUGGCCACUAUCAAUGCACGCUGGCUGGAGGCCCGCACCACGGCUGUCAUGUGGGCCCUACAGACUGUGGAGAAAGAUCGAGGCCUGGGGACAGAGGUGCCAGGCAGCCACCAGGGCCCUGACCCCUACCGCCAGCUGCGGGAGAAGGACCCCAAGUACAAUGCUCUUCGCCAGAAAUUCUUCCACUACCACGGUUUGUCUUCCCUCUGCAACCUGGGCUGCCUGCUCAGUAACGGGCUCUGCCUUGCUGGCCUCGCUCUGGGGCUCCAGAGACUUUAACACAGGCCUUAUGUGCCAAUAAAUGCUUCUUUGGA